Metopolophium dirhodum (rose-grain aphid) is the source of this 750-nucleotide messenger RNA. RefSeq lists its product as uncharacterized. The record is from RefSeq and is a predicted model, not a curated record. Bases 16 to 750 code for a protein of 244 amino acids. Lineage: Eukaryota; Metazoa; Arthropoda; Insecta; Hemiptera; Aphididae. The transcript has 4 exons.
CAAACUAAGUCGCUGAUGUACGGAUGUGCCUAUAUGGGAAACGAAAGUCUCCUAAGCACUGCUCCAUUGUUCCAUUUGUGGUUGGAGCGUCCCGAGAGAUCUUCUGGACACGGACAUUGCGACAACACGCGGAAUAUGGACCACUUCAUGUUUGAGUGUUUGUCGAAACAUGACAGGCCGACCAAUAAAGACGAAUCUGAAAUGGGCUGGCAAUAUAUAUCACUAAUGGAACAUACUGCAGAGUCAAUGCAAAAUAAAACCAAAACACGAUCACACAGAUGUGCCUUGUACGAUGUGUACGAUGAAGACGAUAGGAAGAUUAGAAUAAUCCGGAUGGUGAUUAGCAAGCCGGUAAUAGGAGAAGAAUUUAAUGUAAGCCAGUGCAAUGGACUAUCGGAUCUUUUAGCACGAGAUUUACUGCCAAUCAUCCCCGAGGGACAUCGAUAUUGGCCCGACGGGUCAUUGUACAUCUAUUUAUUAGGAAGAAAGGCAAAAAUAUUCUACACUAAUACAAAAAAGCCGGAAUUUCUUGUUAUUAAUCGUCCAACUACUACCACCAGUCGUCCAUCAACAACGACCAUUACUAGUCGUCCAUCAACAACGACCAGUUGGCCAUCAACAAUGACCAGUCAGCCAUCAACAACGACUACCACCCAAAGUCCUAUUACAACUACAACAAGUGCAACCACAGAAAAAUAUCGUCAUCCUUCUUGGUUUUUCUUCCCUAAUUAUUAUUUGCAUUAUGUUUAA